This is a messenger RNA of Prorocentrum cordatum, 602 nucleotides long. The record is from the annotation of a GenBank genome assembly. NCBI's taxonomy places the organism in Eukaryota, Dinophyceae, Prorocentrales, Prorocentraceae.
GUACAGACUCUUCAGCGCGAAGCCGCGAUCCGAGGCCACUCUGGCUCCAGCGACCCCCGAUGUUGUUUGCGGGCUUGGGCCUCAUGGCUCCAUGUGCUCUCCGUCCUGGCCGUGUCCUACCGGGCGCCGCUGCCGGCGGUCCCAUCGUUCGCGGGUGACACCGAGACGCUGGAGGUGCUCUCCACAGCCCGCGUGCGCCAGACGGGCCAGGGACUUCUGAACAGGCAUCGGCGUCACCCCAACAUACUUAUACUAUAUGUGCGGCGCCCCCCCCAGGGGCGACGCGCGCACCGAGAAAUCUUAUGGCAUACGUGUCGUGGCGGGCGCUUUCUUGUCACACCACUUGGGAAACGAUCUACUACAAUAUGGGUAUACUAUAUGUUCGGGUCGGACGCGCGCCUCCAAGGAAAACAUAUCGUACUAGUAUGUCUUUGUGCGUCCCAAGGCAGACCAGUGCUCUGGUGGUGCACGGUGCGUCGGCGGGCUCAGCCCGCCGACCGCCCAGGCGCAGCAUUCUUGCCUCAUGGUAUUCUCCGAGCAGUGCUGUGCAGCUUUCGAGAAAUCAAAGUGCUGUUGAGCCCUAUAUAUAUAUAUAUAUAUAA